AUGACCACCAACGAGACCGACAUUUUCAGCCUUGUGUAUUCCUAUCAUUCAAGCUCACACAAGGCCGAAAAUGAUUUCGACAUCUCGCUUCAAGAUACCCAGAGCGCACCGUACAGCUUGUCCAGCACACUCACCGACUAUGCCGGAUUAAGCGCUGCCAUCUUCAACAUGACAGGCUGCAACUUUACUGAUACCAUAAGAUGGGCUGGCUAUUUCAUUAGCUUGGGGAUCGAGGAUGACAAUAUCGGCUAUAACUGGACCUACCCAAGCCCAGUUUUGCGGCGAGACAGCAAACCUCACCGUGGAGGGUUACUUUGA
Molecule: messenger RNA, 318 nt
Organism: Penicillium pulvis
Lineage: Eukaryota; Fungi; Ascomycota; Eurotiomycetes; Eurotiales; Aspergillaceae
Exons: 1
Coding region: 1-318 (105 amino acids)
Source: RefSeq, a predicted model, not a curated record